AUGGCAAAGGGACUCAGGUCGAGUGUUAAGAAGCACAACAAGGCUCUCCUGCGCGAAAAGGUCUUUGGGCCGGCAGCAGAUGCCAGAACUGAGCGGCUCUCUGCGAAGCUGCAAGAGCUCGCAGGCACUUCCAAAAGAGAUGCUAACAUGACAGAUGCAGACCCAAAUACUGCAGAUGCCAGUGCAGAGAAAUCUAAAACUGAUAUAGCAAAAGAUAAUGAGCCUACUCCCCUCAAGAUUGAAGGCGGGAUCUCUCGCAAGACCGGCCGAGUUGAGAAGCGCACACGAAGAAAACCACGCAACACCAUAACGUUUGCGCCUCACCCCUGGGAAAGCGAAGAGACUCAAUGGGAACAAGAAGCGAUGAUGUUUAUGAGCUUCUAG
This is a messenger RNA of Nannizzia gypsea CBS 118893, 384 nucleotides long. RefSeq lists its product as hypothetical. The transcript is spliced from 3 exons. Gene Ontology annotation, cellular component: preribosome, large subunit precursor. The record is from RefSeq and is a predicted model, not a curated record. Lineage: Eukaryota; Fungi; Ascomycota; Eurotiomycetes; Onygenales; Arthrodermataceae. Bases 1 to 384 code for a protein of 127 amino acids.